Chelmon rostratus (copperband butterflyfish) is the source of this 2277-nucleotide messenger RNA. Its product is annotated as EF-hand and coiled-coil domain-containing protein 1. The transcript is spliced from 9 exons. NCBI's taxonomy places the organism in Eukaryota, Metazoa, Chordata, Actinopteri, Chaetodontiformes, Chaetodontidae. The record is from RefSeq and is a predicted model, not a curated record. Bases 181 to 2088 code for a protein of 635 amino acids.
ACCUUGACUUGAUGCGCCAGGAAGGGAUCCAAGGUGAGGUUUUCAGGGAGUUAUGGAGCGUCAUACCUCGCAGCAAUUGGUUUUAGCCUAAUUCUGGCUUGGAAUCAGAUCCCCUUUUGAUUCCGUAAUCUGGUUUUCAUUUGGUAACAUCCAGAAACAAAAUCUAGUUUAUGUCAAGUCAUGGAGCGCACCGCAUUGGCCCUGCAGCGUGUCCAUCUCUCACCGCGAGCAGCGCGUAAAAGCGAGUGGCUCCGGAGCGCCCUGGCCCAUCACUACUGUCCCGAUCCCGGCGUGGACAACGAAAUCGUCGUCCUGGCCACUGGAAUAGACCAGUACUUGCAGGAGAUCUUCCACCACCUGGCCUACCCCAACCGGAACGAUACGGUAUCGGCGGAGGACUUCACAGCGCUGUGCGCCGUGCUGGGGCUCACCGGAGCACAGAAAGGAAAGAGGACGAUAAAGGGAGGAACUGGAGAUGGAGAAAAAGACGAGGAAGAUGAAGACUUCAGUGAUGUGUGUUCUGGGCUGCCCUGCCAGCUGUCCUUUAAAGACUUCCACUUGCGGCUCUGUGGGUAUUUCCGUGUGCGCAGUGCGCGUCGGGGCACCGGGGAGUGUGCCUGGCGUCUGCCCGUUACUGAGGACACGGAGCUGGUGGAGAGACAGAUCCGGCUCCGGUGGCCGCGUGUCAGACGGAGAAAAUGUGUGAGUUUUGAUCUGACGAGGGAUCAGAACGGACCUGUUAACAGAUCGAAUAAAGGUCGACCCGCAGAGGACCGCGAUUCAGAUGAGGUAGCAGCUCUGAGGGAGCUGGUGGAGGACCUUCGCUCGGCGCUGCAGGGGAGCGACGCUCGCUGCUUGGCCCUGGAGGUGGCACUCCGACGGGAGAAGAGCCGUAGCCUCCGUUCCACGCCCGCCGUCAGCUCCACAAUUUCAACUCAACCCACGACUUCCAUCACCCUCAUACAGGGGAAACUGGUACCAACCCACAGAAUUAAAGGACAGUGCAGUGGCACCGGAGGAGAAGGCCUGAGGAGGGCCGUGAGGAGACGGGACAUCAGGGACCCCCUUGUGAGAGAGCUGAAGCUGAUCCGCUCCUCACGUGAUGGGCAGCUGGAUGAGGCCAUCAAAUUCAAUGGGCGUCUGGAGGAGGAGCUGCGAUGGGCGUACCAGGAGGUGUGCAGGCUCCAGGGGGUGGAGUCUGCACUGAGGAAGGAGAACGCUCACAUCAGGAGGCGGGCGGAGGAGGCCAGGGAGGCUCUGAGCGUGGGGCUUCAGAGGGUUCGGAUGAUCCAGGAGGAGGCCCAGUCUGUGCCGCAGCUCCAGUCCAGGAUCACCCAGUUGGAGAGUGAACUGCACCAGUACAGAUCCCGCUGCACCUGCAUCCCUGACCCCACAAAUCAACAAAUUUACCCAAUCGGAUCAGAAGACGCCUGCAGCAAGACAGACGCAGAGUAUUUGCAGAGAGCAGUGGAGGGGAGAGCUGCCUCUGAUGAAGAGGAGGAGGACAGGGAGAUGAGGGAGGAAGGACAGUGCGGCCUGGCGGAGGCGAAGAAGCACGUCAGCCGACUGCACGGCUGUGGCAAAGGGUGCCAGAACCACGUGGUCCCCCAACUUCCCUCUCAAAGUCACCCGUAUGAUAAAAGCCUCAGUAGUGCUUUUAAGGACAGCAGGGGGCGCUGCAGCUGGGAGGGACAAAACCAAGAGCAGCCAGAGGGAAGCAGGGGGUCUGAAAAGGAAAAGAGGCCUGAGAAUGUGGAAGACAAGACAGGACUGGAGGAGAAAGGACAGACACGUCUGUCUUUGCUGGAGGAGAAACUCACAGAUGCCCUCACACUGCUGCUGCAGCUACGCAGCAAGAACGUGUCCCGCAGGGCCCUGGGGAAGAUCGUGAUGGAUACUCUGGAUAUGUGCAGUAGGAGCGGAGACGGUCUGUCUCACGUCCUGCAGGUAGCUGACGCCCUCUGUGUCCGGCUGUCCUCCAGGGAUCUCCUUGGAAACGGAGGGGAUGAUGGAGCAGGAGAGAAACACCUGGUUCCAUCUUCAGGCUGUCAGACCAGCAGCAUCAACCCUCUGCUCAUCUCCUGUUAAAUAAGCUACUGCUGUGCUUCUUAUGCAUCCACUUUAUCCUUUUCCUCUAUUUUGUCUCGUUUCUCACUUGUGUAUCCAAGAUUUUGAGACUGAUUCAGUGUAUUUAAAAAUUAAUUUUAUUUACUUUAAUCAACCUUUUUGAAGAAGCCAUAUUUUGUAUCUAUUUAAUUUUGAUGAAUAAAUAUCACU